CAGACUGGCUCGUUCUCACCCUUGGGACUGUUGUUAAACAGUGAGAGAGCAGGUUGACUGCUGGGCUCCAGAGGAUCUCAGUUUGGAAUCUCCAUCACACCGCGAGCUGUGUCCCUUACAGGCUCAGCAGGAGAGGAAUGGGAUCAGCAUCAUCCACACACCGCUCCAAAGCGAUUUUCCUGGAUAUUGGUGACAACCGCACACAGAAGGCAAGGAUUGGAAAAGCUAGUAUUACAGAUUCCAGGAAAAAAACAGAGCUUCCUGUUCAGCUCAAAAUGACCCUGAGGCACCACCUCCCAAACCAGGAGGAUCUGACUUCACUUUGGACACGGAAUCUCACAGCUCCUGGUCUUAUCUGUAACAAUUUGUCUGAACUGAGCUCUGUUCCUUUUCAUUGGGACCACAACCUGACCCUUGUGGCUCCCCUCUCUGCGUUUGUGGUUACUGAUUCUGCCCCACCGUGCUCUCUCUCCCCUGUGUCCCCUCCUCCUGUUCCACUUGGUGCAGUAAAGGUCAUUUUCAGCAAAUACUGCAGCCCCAGUGAUAUUCGAGAGUUACUGUGCAGCACCACAGGAUUGGCUCGGAGCUCUGCGAUUUCUCUGCUGGAUUCCGACAACGCGAUCAUCUCCAUUGAUCCAACGAUGCCGCCAAAUACAGCCAGCUCUCCAUACAGAGUUGUUGCUCUGACUGGUGCUCAGUUAUCAGAGAAAGACGAAGUUUUCCAGAACGUUCUAGCUCAAGUUGCAGAGCAGUUUUCCAGGGCUUUCAAAAUCAACGAACUAAAAUCCGAAGUUACAAACCGCCUCAGCAUUCUGGAGAAACGUGUGGAAUGUACAGAGUCCGGACCCGACCCACGGCCGAUUCUGCUGUGGUCUCGGAGAUCGCGGCCUUUAGCUCCGCCCCUCCGACUCGGUGCUCGAUUUCCUCGAUGUCUCAGCCGUGCUUUUGUAGCUCGGCCGAGAUACACACUUUCUGAGGAGACCAUUACAUCUCUGAAACAACCAACAUUUGACGUCUGGCUUUGGGAGGCCAAUGAGAUGCUCAGUUGUUUGGAACACAUGUACCACAGCUUGGGGUUGGUCAAAGAUUUCAACAUCAACCCUGUCACUCUGAAGAGGUGUUACCAGAUAAACGCUCGCACUGAACUCGCGGUCCGUUACAAUGACAUCUCACCCCUUGAGAACCAUCACUGUGCUGUUGCAUUCCAAAUCUCCUCCCAGCCCGAGUGUAACAUUUUCAGGAACAUGGACCCUGAGAUCUUCAAGCAGGUCCGUCAGGGGAUCAUCAAUCUGAUUCUAGCGACUGACAUGGCCCGGCACGGCGAGAUCCUUGACAACUUCAAACAGAAAAUCGAAACCUUUGACUUCUCGAAUGAGGAAGAUGUGACAUGUCUGAAGAUGGUUCUGAUUAAAUGCUGUGACAUCUCAAAUGAAGUCAGGCCAAUGGAGGUAGCAGAGCCUUGGGUGGACUGUUUGCUGCAGGAAUACUUCAUGCAGAGUGACCGGGAGAAAUCUGAGGGGCUGCCCACUGCCCCCUUCAUGGACCGGGACAAAGUGACAAAGGUCACCGCCCAGAUCGGCUUUAUCAAGUUUGUUCUCAUCCCCAUGUUCGAGCUGGUGGCCAAGCUUUUCCCUCAGAUUGAAGAACCAUUGGUUCAGCCACUGAGAGAAUCACGGGACCGUUACGAGGAGCUGAAGCAAAUUGAUGAUGCUACAAAUGAGAUUCACAAAAACAAAAACGAAUCUUUAUCCAUCGGUGGCAAAAAGAAGUGAAACAGCCCUGGUGUGUAUUUGAGGGUUCCAUGGAGAAUGGGUUGCUGUUGCUGAGCCUGGGAUGUUGUUGCUGUGAAGGAAGUUGGGAACUCCCCAGCAUUGAGAGCUGUAGCCGUGAAGAACUCCCCUGACCCGCUGUCAGUGACUCCCACAGCCUUUUGGGGAAACGUUGUUACCGUUUGAUGUUCAACACUGGACAAUUCCAGACUCUGGAAGCUUUUCUGGUCAUUUUUGGUGUGAAUCCUGGAGGGAGGCCGAUUCACAUUUGUUUGUUGGAAUUGGUGGUUUCUCAUGUUCGUUCCAUUGGAAAUUUUCACUUUUGAAAUUGUGUGUUUCAUAUUCUGCUUUUUUAACUUGUUUUAAAAAUUGACUUCUCAUGAGGUGGUAGUGCCUGAGUUUUCACAGGGCCCCAGGCCUGGUUCUGGGCCUUGACUCUAUUUGUCGAAGAGCUGGUUGUAAUAAAGAUCAACAGUUUCAGCUAGUGGUAUUUUUUUUAUUGAUUGAAAUUCUUUAAAAUUUAUCUGAAGAUGAAAGGAGGAGUUUUGCUAACAGCUGAAUUUGAUUAGUUGGGUU
Molecule: messenger RNA, 2345 nt
Organism: Chiloscyllium plagiosum (whitespotted bambooshark)
Lineage: Eukaryota; Metazoa; Chordata; Chondrichthyes; Orectolobiformes; Hemiscylliidae
Source: RefSeq, a predicted model, not a curated record